UGUUCCUGCAACGAUGACUCACUCACAGCCACUUUCCAAUUUCAGUGCUAGUUAGGAGCGAGCUAAGAACCAAUUAGUCGGGGGUGAUAGUAAGGAUGUCAUCUUUGAAGAUCCAUGUCAUGGUAGCAGUCGUCGCGGUGAUCGUCCUCGGCGCCUUCCUCCCUUCUCAUGCGUCGACGACGGUCGACGAACCAGCUAAAUAUAACCCCACGGCUCCGGCUCCCUCGCCUUCACACUCCUCACCGCCCCCGGUCCAACCUGUGAUCGUCGUCCAAGGCGUCAUCUACUGCAAGUCCUGCAAGCUCCGGGGCUACAACAGCAACAUGGACGCGUCCCCUCUCCCCAACGCGACGGCGAGCCUGGUGUGCUACGGCGACGAGGAGAGCAAUUACAGGGUGCUGAAUCAGACGAGCACGACCACCGACAAGAACGGCUACUUCCUAGUGAUGGUGUACGACGUGGACAUGUUCGACAGGCACAGCUGCCGGCUGUACCUCCGGUCGUCGCCAACGCCGCUCUGCGCCGCGCCCUUCAUCCCGUCGAACCCGAAGCUCGGGCUCACCCUCUUGAGGGAGCAGGUGGCGACGCCGCUGCCCAAUGGCGCGCGAGGCGCCUACCACCCCAAGAGCGCGCUCAUGUAUGCACCGGGCCGCGGCGGCAAGUGCCCCCCGUACUAACUUGGUCACAUGAGAUGCCUGGUUGUCGCAGAUCGAUUGCACGCUCAACAUGCAUGCAUGCAUGCUCUAGCUUUUGGUCACGAGCACGUAGUCCCAGGCAAUAAUAAGUUGAAAUGGUUGUCAUGUACGUGUCGUUCGUUUAGUUGAUGCUCGAUGGAGUAUCUGUUGUAGUUUGCGUCUGAAAUCGGAUGUGAUUUGCUCUUCUGUGUAACGCUUUUUCAGUCAGUCCUGUCCUCGAAUUAAAGAGUUUGCGCGUCC
This is a messenger RNA of Phragmites australis (common reed), 935 nucleotides long. Its product is annotated as non-classical arabinogalactan protein 31-like. NCBI's taxonomy places the organism in Eukaryota, Viridiplantae, Streptophyta, Magnoliopsida, Poales, Poaceae. The coding region runs from base 96 to 677 and encodes 193 amino acids. The record is from RefSeq and is a predicted model, not a curated record. The transcript has 2 exons.